Triticum aestivum (bread wheat) is the source of this 1043-nucleotide messenger RNA. RefSeq lists its product as uncharacterized. The record is from RefSeq and is a predicted model, not a curated record. NCBI's taxonomy places the organism in Eukaryota, Viridiplantae, Streptophyta, Magnoliopsida, Poales, Poaceae. Bases 205 to 651 code for a protein of 148 amino acids. The transcript is spliced from 2 exons.
AAGCUGAGGCGAUCCAACGGCCCGCGGCUGGCUGCUCGCGCGUCACGUUGUUCAGGUCCUAGUCGCGCAUCGCCGUCUCUAUAAAUCCCGUCCAACCCGCUUCCCUCUGGUUUACAACUCCCAGAAUCUCCGAAACCAUCAUCGCAACUCGCAAGUGACACCAAAACCUCCAUUCCCUCCACCCCCUCAGAGUCUCCUACGUUCAUGGCGACGGCGGCUGCGAGUCGGCCCAGCGGGCCUGUGCUGUCGACACCCAACUGCCGCUCCUACUCAUCCACCCCCGUCAAGCUCGCCGGCGGCGACGCCACCCACUUGCUGGGCAAGUCCGUCAGCGUCUCGUCCCCGUCCCCCACCAGGAGCCAGCACUACUGCACGUGCUCCGCGACGAACCACCCGGGCUCGUUCCGAUGCAGCGUCCACAAGGAGCGCAAGCAGGUGGCCCCCGCCGGCAGCAGCAAGCCCCCAUCCCCGCCGUCCAUCCGCGGUCUCGGCUCGAAGCGAAUGAGCAGCCGGCAGUGCGCCCGCAGGGCCCUCAAGCCGUCACCCGCGGUGCAGCAGUCGCAGCAACGGAGGCGCGCGGGCGGGUUCCGCCCCAGGCCCAGUAGGCUCUCCGCCGUGUCCACCGCCGGCGAGCGUCCCCGCGACAACUAGACGUAAACAAAUCAACCUCGACAUGCCAUAGCAAGAUGCUGACAAUGAAUAAGGACAAAACUUUUGGAGUUGUCUUCAAGACUUUACAUUCUCAUAGAUUUGGCAUUGGAAAAUUUGAAGAUGGUCGUUUGGAGGCUUGGAGAUGUGAAAGAUGCCAUGAUGAUUCCAAUUUUAAAGUGAUUUGUGAACUAUAAGUUCUAUUUUAGAACUUAUAUAGCUGUUGAACCAUCUACUAUUGUUUUUUGUUGAAAUUUACUCAAGUUAUACUGCUGAAAUGUGCUUGUUUUGCUGCUGAAAUGUUAUUCUUUGUCGCCACUAUAUUUGUUUAAAUAUUUUGAUUUUAUCGUGGGUUUUCCAUGGGUUUGCCGAAACCCGAUGGGUUUAGGGGACAG